UCUUUCUUGUACCCUGCUUUCAUCGUCUGGGGAGUCAAAGUAGAAAGAGGGUAUCACCUUAGUUCGACACAAGUCAACAGUCUCGUGCUCCCUGUAGGUAUCAAUGAGAGGUCUACAAUCAGAUUCGAACGGUGAAAUGUCACGCAUGUCUCCGGCAACGGUUUGGAAACAGGUGACGGGCGCUGGUCGGAACGUGGUACAUCGUUACAAUAGGCUUAGCGUCAAAGGCAAGACCGCAUUGGUGUCUGUCUCAUUGAUCAAUGUCGGUCUUCUGAUCGCCGUCAUUAUCAUCACUCCUACACGUAUAGGUAACUGGUUCAACCAUCUCGCUGAGAGCCUAAGAGCUAUGGGCGUCGGAGGCAUGUUCAUCUGUGCUCUAUUUGUCGUCAUCGCGUCUCAUCCCCCCCUAUUUGGCUUCAUGGGUUCAAUGACGCUAAUAGGGUUCACAUAUGGAGUCUGGCCCGGGUUCCUAGUGGCUUCUUUAGCUGCUCUAUCAGGCGCAGCCAUCGCGUUCAUCUCUGUUAGAACUUUCUUCCUCGGUUGGAUACGAAAACGGUCAAAUGACAAAUGGGAAGCAUUCGGUCAUGUCAUGCGGAAUAAAGGCUUGCCAUUGGUCGUCAUGAUACGUUAUUGUCCUCUCCCUUGGGCCAUGGGCAAUGGUUUAUUUGCAUCGAUUGAGAGCGUCAAGCUGUGGCAGUACAUGAUUGCGAAUCUCGCCAUUUUGCCCAAACUCCUCAUUCCUGUCUUCAUUGGCUCCCGCCUUACUUCUUUGACCCACGAUCGACCAUCUCAUGAUCCUCUUCAAUUCUGGCUUAACAUUGGAUCCAUCCUCCUCUCAUGUUCCAUCUCCAUUUUGACGGGCAUUUGGAUAUAUCGGUUGACUCUGGAACAGAUGCGGAAACUCAACGACGGGGGGGACGAGGGAGAGCUGGCGGCUGAUGCGCUAGAGCGUGGCGCCUUACUUGGCGAUUACACCGAUGACGAAGAGGCUGCUGAUGAGCCUCUGACUCUGGGCCAUUCUAUGCGUCCGAGCGACAGCAUGCUGAGAAGGACAUCAAGUUCUAGCGAUAGUAGAUGAGCCCCGGGUUUCCAAUAGACAAAGACAGUCAUCAUUAUGAGUCCGCGGAUGUAACAGUAGAUGCGC
Messenger RNA from Kockovaella imperatae, 1144 nucleotides. RefSeq lists its product as hypothetical. The transcript is spliced from 7 exons. Gene Ontology annotation, biological process: mitotic spindle elongation; vesicle-mediated transport. The record is from RefSeq and is a predicted model, not a curated record. Gene Ontology annotation, cellular component: Golgi membrane. Bases 104 to 1078 code for a protein of 324 amino acids. NCBI's taxonomy places the organism in Eukaryota, Fungi, Basidiomycota, Tremellomycetes, Tremellales, Cuniculitremaceae.